This is a messenger RNA of Papaver somniferum (opium poppy), 735 nucleotides long. RefSeq lists its product as uncharacterized. The record is from RefSeq and is a predicted model, not a curated record. The coding region runs from base 1 to 735 and encodes 244 amino acids. The transcript has a single exon. Lineage: Eukaryota; Viridiplantae; Streptophyta; Magnoliopsida; Ranunculales; Papaveraceae.
AUGGUUUGGGUUCAAUUUUCUGGUUUAAUCUUGGAAUAUUGGGAUGAAAAAACUUUAUUCACAAUUAGCAGAGCAAUUGGGAAUCCAAUCAAGGUUGAUGCAGCUACCUUAAAUUACCAGAGUGGUUUUUAUGCUAAAGUUCUUAUUGAAGUGGAUUUAGCAAAACAAAUUCCUAAUAAGCUAUGGAUCAUCACCAGAUAUGGAGCUUUCUCUCAGGGGGUAAUUCUCACAAACUUACCUAAAUUUUGCAGUAAGUGUAAGAUUAUUGGACACUUAUCAACUGAAUACAGAUUCAACAAACAAAUCCCUGUUGGAGUUAAUGUCAACAACACUCCUACCCAUCCAAAAAAACUUAAUGGAAAUGUUUCUCCUAAUUCAUUGAACAUUUUAACCCCAAAUAUUUCAUCUUCAACUCUGCAAAAUUCUGAGAUACCACAACCUUCAUUCCCACCAAAAACAGGUACCUCAGGGGAUCCUCCUCCAACUAUUGUAGCAGAGACAUUACUUGUGGUUCCUCCCACUUUGGAGAUUUUGGUUACUUCCCAACAGGUAGAUACUGCUACUAAUCCUACUUAUGGCAUUCUUGUAAGUCCCAACAAAUAUAAAAUUCUUCAGGAUAAUAAUGAUGAGGAUUCUAGCUCUGGAGAUGGUGAAAUCAAGGAGGUUAGUGCUUCAAGUUUAUUGGAAUUUGGUACUAUUCCUCAGCAUGUUACUAUUGUUCCUAAUAUUGAAUGA